CCAGGCAGACGGGGUGGGGGUGGGGGGGUGCGCCCUGCCCUGCCAGCAGGCUGCUCAUUUUCUCCGUUGCUGGAACAGGUGUCCCAGACAGGUUUCGGGGAGGGGAAGCAGGGAGGAAGUUGGCAGGAAGUGCAUAGCGGGCACCUCUCUGCCCAGGCUGUGCCAGCGUUCCGCCCGCCCCCCGCCCGCGCCCGGGUUCCCCGGCUGAUGGGAGCGCGCCUGCCUCAGCAGCUCCAACACCCCUCCUUCCAGGCCUUCCAGGCAUGCCUCCUGCUCUGCCCCCUUGUGCCCUCCUGGGUUCCAGACACAGUUCUGCUGUCUGCACCUGCUCUGGAACCUUCCAUGGGUGGGUUUUCAGACUCCCGAUUCAGCCCUCCGCCCAGACAAGACAGCCCGGCGUGGGGGGGGGGGGGGGGUCCUGCAUCCUCUCUCCAGGCCCAGCAGGCCGACUUCUGGUGUCUGGCUGAAAAUUCCUUUGGAAGAGGCUCCAGCGGCUCUCCAGCCGCUGCCUCUGUGAGCACAUGUGUAGUUUUUUUGUUCAGACCUCUAGCCUGUGUGUGGAAGAAGGAAACUCCAGUCACUUUGCAGAGCGGACCAGGAAUGUUAACAGUUUCCUGGUGUUUCUCCGGUACCAGUGUUACUAUGAGUACCCGCUGCUGACCUACCUGGAGUAUCCCAUUCUCAUCGCACAAGACGUCCUCCUCCUGCUGUGUGCCUUCCAUUUCAACGGGAACGUGAAAGGAGCAGCCCCGUACAUGGCCGUAUUUGUGGCCUCGUGGUUCGUCCUUCCCCUGCAGAAGUGGAUCAUAGAUCUGGCCAUGAAUCUAAGUACUUUCAUCAGCGUGGCCAGCAAGUUUGCUCAGCUCCAGUACCUGUGGAAGACCAGGGACUCAGGCACCGUGAGCGCCCUCACCUGGAGCCUCGCUGCAUACACCUGUGCAACAAGAAUAAUAACAACGAUAAUGACCACCGGCGAUCUUACGAUUCUUACACGUUUCGUGAUCAUGCUUGCUUUAAACGUGUGGGUAACCACCACGGUCCUUCGCUACAGGAAGACGGCGGUAAAGGCUGAAUAACAGAUGCGCUGCCCCUCCACACGAAGUGGAUUCCUAAUAACUGAACCACAGCUCACUGCUGAAUCAAGGUCUCUUAGAAGUUUAGUCAGUUGCUUCAGAAACGCUGAAUUGAAGCCAGAUGUAUUUUGGACAGGAGCCACUUAAACACUUGUUGAGAAAUGUUGAUUUCCUUCCCACUCCUCCCCUUCGUGCGUGAGGCAGAGGCAGGUCUCAGACACCUGCAAGUCGAGCAGUGAAGACGACGCUCUUCAGCUUUCAGAAUCUUCUAAGAAAUAAAUCCUCUCUAGAGCACAAAUGAUUAUGAACGGAGUGGGAUUUUAGUCAGAAGUGAAAUUGUAGUAAAUUACCAGGGUCACUUUCUGGGGCGUUUUUUUUUUAAUAUAGAUGUAACAGGAUGGCCUUGCUGGAUCCUAAUACACGAUAAUGCCUCCUUAGGCUAUAGUAAGGAUAUCGAGGCAAGCAAAAACUAAUUGGCUCGAGUUUAUAUACCCAAGUAGUGCUGUAACUUCAUAUAGUGCCUUUAAUUCCUAAGGAAUGGUCGAUUGGCUGCAGUCUCUACAGCAGCAGGACGAGGCAGUCCCGAUGAACUUUCUGAUUCAAGCACCAUGCUGCCAUCUUUA
Molecule: messenger RNA, 1696 nt
Organism: Panthera uncia (snow leopard)
Lineage: Eukaryota; Metazoa; Chordata; Mammalia; Carnivora; Felidae
Gene: SLC66A3
Product: solute carrier family 66 member 3
Exons: 7
Coding region: 522-1076 (184 amino acids)
Source: RefSeq, a predicted model, not a curated record